Molecule: messenger RNA, 1984 nt
Organism: Aspergillus ochraceoroseus IBT 24754
Lineage: Eukaryota; Fungi; Ascomycota; Eurotiomycetes; Eurotiales; Aspergillaceae
Gene: ptcF
Product: type 2C protein phosphatase ptcF
Exons: 3
Coding region: 239-1885 (548 amino acids)
Biological process (GO): protein dephosphorylation
Molecular function (GO): protein serine/threonine phosphatase activity
Source: RefSeq, a predicted model, not a curated record
CGGAACUCCAGCAUCGCUGGAAGCCACGGUUCUCUUUUUUUUUUCUCAUUAUUACCACGCUGACUCAAUGCGUCGUGCGGCUCUCCAAGCUUUCCGUACAGCUCGUCGCGCACCAGUAUGGCGGGUCGCUGGUAGAAAAUCGUGUGCUGUAUCAUUUACUAGCACCCGGCCUCUAGGACUCCGGCCCUAUACCUCGGGUAAAUAUCCUGCCUUCAUUCCUGCUUCCCUACAAUCCUCCAUGCAUCUACGGACCUUUUCGGUUGCUGUGAUCUCAACUGUCGUCGCCUCUGGAGCCUGGUACGCUUAUCAGGGCGACAAGUCUCAAACACCCACGGCGGCCGGUCUCAACGUGACUUCCUCUUCGCAAAUUCGCUCCAUAGCAACAACGUCCAGCGCCCACGCAGAAGAUCCUUCCGAAACGACUCGUCGAGCCUUGUUAGUUGAUCACGACCAGUUCUAUACCGCCACCCUUUCGGGAGAGCAGCCUUUGUUCAAAAACACCGAUGACUCGGACCGCCGAGUUUUAGAGAUGCUCACUCCCGAGCAAGCAACCCAGAAACUGAGAAAGAAUGAGGAGUCAUAUUUGGUAAAUCGGGGUAAGGGGGUUGUCCGCUAUGAUGUGGUCCAGGUUCCAAGCAAUUCUCCCAUUGAGGAUGACCAUGCGGAGAAGAUCGUCGAGGUCCCGGCCUCCUCAGCCGUUGCCGAACAAGGCCAAGCCAAUAGUGACUGGAUGUUCUGGGCAGUGUUUGACGGCCAUUCUGGCUGGACAACAUCCGCCAAAUUGCGCAAUGUCCUCAUUUCGUACGUCGCCCGAGAGCUAAACAGCACAUAUAAAACAGCCGCCUCCGACGCGUCACUGCUUGUGCCAUCCUCCGCAGCGGUGGAUGCCGCUAUCAAGCAAGGGUUUGUUCGUCUGGACAACGAUAUAAUUCACAACAGCGUCGACAAGGUACUCAAGUCCAACUCGCGACGUGUUGCGGCCGAAUUGCUUGCCCCUGCGCUCUCUGGAUCAUGUGCACUACUUGCGUUCUAUGAUUCUCAGACCAAGGACCUGAAGGUUGCUUGUGCUGGUGAUUCACGAGCGGUGCUAGGUCGUCGGGGUCCAAAUGGAAAGUGGUCAGCAACGGCUCUCUCGGAGGAUCAGACCGGUGGAACCCCUUCUGAGAUGACUCGACUACGUCAAGAACACCCUGGUGAGCCCAAUGUGGUGCGUAACGGAAGAAUCCUCGGUCAGCUGGAACCCAGUCGGUCGUUCGGAGAUGCUUUCUACAAGUGGAGCAAGGAAACACAAGAUAAGAUCAAGCGACAGUUUUUCGGUCGAACGCCCCAUCCUCUAUUGAAGACUCCUCCCUAUGUCACUGCUGAGCCUGUAAUCACAACCACCAAGGUUGAACCCAACCAAGGCGACUUUCUUGUGCUUGCAACCGACGGUCUCUGGGAGAUGUUGAGCAACGAAGAAGUUGUUGGCCUGGUUGGGCAGUGGAUUGAGGAACAAAAGGCGGGAGCCGGCAGUGGCAACAAGACCUGGGUUCAAAGCCUGUUUGGUCGCGAGGCCAACCAAUUACCUGUCGAAGCCCCGAAGGAGACAUCUACCGAUGGCCAGCGCCGACCUAUCCGUCAACAACAGUACGAUAUCUCAGGCGCUGCCAGCCGCUUCGUAGUACAAGACAAGAACGCCGCCACUCACCUUGUGCGCAACGCGAUGGGAGGGAAGGACAGCGACAUGGUCUGCGCUUUGUUGACUCUUCCUAGCCCUUAUUCUCGGCGAUAUCGUGACGACGUUACAGUUGAAGUAAUUUUCUUCGGCGAAGGACCAGAUAACCGCACCGUUUCCAUUAACGAAGAGGCCAGCGCGUCGGAGGAAAACGUCAAGGCCAAGCUUUGAUAUCUAACGGCCAGUCCCCGCAUAUUUCUUGAUCCGUCUUUCUCCGUCUUCAUUCUUGAAAAGAGCAUCAUGAUACUCCCAUAGUUAGUCAUCUUUUUU